AUGAGUGAUAGCAGUGAUUCCGGUAAUACCGUUAACUCGCGUGCUAGCGCGAACGUGGCCACGCGGCAAAAACCAAAACCGAUGCGCGUUUCCACUGACCGCGGAAAAUCGGAUGCGGUAAAAUCAAAAAUCAAGGUUCCUGCAUUCUCAGCCGAGGACCCCGAGCUUUGGUUCGCACUGAUAGAAGGCCAAUUUUCCAUGCAUGACGUGACGGACGACUUUGAAAAAUUCACGCACGUCACCAACAACUUGGAUCUGCAGUAUGCGAAGGCCGUGAAAGAUAUUAUCGUCCACCCGCCGCCUAAGCAUCGUUACGAGAAACUGAAAUCCGAGUUGGUCAAGCGACUUUCAGCAUCUCACGAGAAGAAGGUUAGACAGUUGCUGACCCAUGAGGAGCUCGGCGACAGGAAACCUUCACAGUUCCUGCGACACCUGCAAGAUUUGGCCGGCCCUGCAGUGCCUGAGGAUUUUAUUAGGUCGAUCUGGAGCAACCGUCUGCCACACAACAUCCAGACCGUCUUGGCUUCGCAGCCUACUCACUCUCUGGAGCAGCUUGCGGAUCUGGCUGACCGCAUUCAGGAGCUCACUGCACCCUGCACUGUCGCCACUGCAACUUCUACCAGCGCUCAGAGAAACAGUGCUUCCGAGGAGAUCGCGGAGCUGAAGAAAAUGGUGCAGCAACUUACGCUGAAGCUGGAUGAGCAUACGCGCGCGUCAUGCUGUUCUGCGGGGCGUCCUCCUAGAGCACAGGAACGACGCCGCUCAUCGCCGCGACAUCGAAGCCGAUCGAGGUCCAGCUACCAGAAGUACCCAGUGUGCUGGUACCACGCGAAGUUUGGGCCUCAGGCGCACAAAUGCGACAAACCCUGCGACUACCACAAGGCGGGAAACGCGACGGGCAGUCGCUAG
Molecule: messenger RNA, 909 nt
Organism: Helicoverpa zea (corn earworm)
Lineage: Eukaryota; Metazoa; Arthropoda; Insecta; Lepidoptera; Noctuidae
Exons: 1
Coding region: 1-909 (302 amino acids)
Source: RefSeq, a predicted model, not a curated record